This is a messenger RNA of Rangifer tarandus platyrhynchus (Svalbard reindeer), 387 nucleotides long. Lineage: Eukaryota; Metazoa; Chordata; Mammalia; Artiodactyla; Cervidae. The record is from the annotation of a GenBank genome assembly.
AUGGCUCCCUCCAUGUUCGGCUCUCUGCUGCGGAUCGUCCGGCAGGUGGUUCCUCCAUCAGCUUCAGGCCAAGUUCGAAGUUACUAUGUCGAUUGGAGAAUGUUGCGUGAUGUAAAGAGAAGAAAAAUGGCCUACGAGUAUGCAGAUGAGAGGCUACGGAUCAAUUCUCUUAGGAAGAAUACUAUUCUUCCAAAAAACCUUCAGGAGGUGGCUGAUGAAGAAAUCGCUGCCCUUCCCCGGGAUAGCUGCCCCGUUAGAAUCAGAAAUCGAUGUGUUAUGACGUCCCGUCCACGAGGUGUAAAGCGGCGCUGGAGGCUCAGCCGUAUCGUCUUCCGUCACUUAGCUGAUCAUGGGCAACUGUCUGGGAUCCAGCGAGCAAUAUGGUGA